CCGCAGCGGCCCCGCUGAGCGUCUAGACCCGGGUACGCGCUUCACUCCGGACUCCGCGGGAGCACAGGCGAGCCGCUGCUCCCACUCACCCCCACGCCCACCAGGUGCGUUGAUCGUCGCCCUCCUGUACUCCACCAGCGGUGUCCAGUCACCUAGGUUGUCAGGGACAAAGGGAAGGGAGGAGCAACCCGGGACAGCUCGGAGAAAGUACACGUAAGCCCCCUGCGGACCCUCGGAUUGCCCCGGGGGAAGACCGCUGCGUCCCGCUAGCUAGCAGGUAGCUAUAGCCUACAGCCCCAAACCCGGAGUCUGGACUCUCACCCUGCUGGUGGCCUUUCCAGAGUGGGAUUGACCUAGCCUGUAUUCAGUAGCCCACCCCUUUCUCGGGCUCCCUCCCACCUAAGAUUAGCCUCCGCCGGGCAGCGCCAUGACGAUGAACCUUCUGCAAGAUUGGUGUAAGGAGCUGGAAGUGGAGGUGCACAGGGCCCUCCUGAUCACGGGCAUCCCUGAGCGCCUGCAGCAGGUGGACAUCGAAGCUACCCUGAGUCCGAACUUGCAGCCCCUGGGCAACUACAGGCUUCGGACUGUGAGAGCUGUAACCAAAGAGAAGUCUCAGGCAGCCCUUGUAGAAUUUGGGGCAGACUUCGAUCACUCUGCCAUACCUAUCCACAUUAGGGGAGAGAAUGGGAUCUGGAAAAUCCUGAGUAAGGACCGCGGGCAAGAUGCGCGGGUCCUUAGGCAGAUGAGGCGCCUGUUGCUGGAUGAAAGGCCCAUGGAUGACUUCAGAGAAAUAGCCAUCCCUCUGGUAUUGGAGGCCCAAGCCCAGGCCAAGGGAUUAGGGAAGGAGGCCAAGAAGGCUGGCUCCUCUGAAGGGGCAGCUAGGAGCGGCCGUCGAGGCCGUCGGGGAGGCAAGCGCCGAUCCAGAAGCCACAAGUUGACGGCUCAGAAGGGCCAGAAGAGGAGCCGGGGAGGGCGGCGAGCCAGGAGUGAGUCGGAAGACUCUUCUGAUGACAGCCUGGGUAUCGUCAUAGAGGAGAUCUACGCAGAGGACCUGAGCGUAGAUGAAGACCAGAGGGCCCUGUAUGCCACGCUCCAAGCAGCUGCCAAAGAGCUCACCAAGAAGUGGGCUUUUCGGGGUGACCAGGAAGAAGGAGAUGGCCCCCGAGAAUUCUUGGCACUUGUCACUGUCACCGACAAAGCUAAGAAGGAAGAGAUAGAGAAAGACCUUCCUGGGACAGAGUCUAUCUGCUUAAACAUCAAAGACGAAAAGAGCGGGGUCCCUGAUUUAGUUGCGCUACUGGCUGUGAGAGAUACCCCGGCAGUGGAGGUAGAGACAGAGGCGGAUGAUGAUGAUGACGACGAUGAAGAUGAAGAAGAUGAUGAAGAUGAUGACGAAGACGAGGACGACGAUGAAGAUGAUUCCGACAGCGAGUCUCUGGAAAAUGGAGAGCACGGAAAGGAAGUGAUGGAUAGCCCCGAGUUUGUGGCUAUUGUGGCUUAUACAGACCCCGCUGACCCCUCUGCCAGAGAGGAAAUGCUAAAAAUAGCUUCUGUGAUUGAGACCCUCGGCUGGGGCGACAAAAAAGACAAAAAAGAUGUCCUUCCUCAAGUCCUGUCCGUCAUGGCUAAGGACACCUCUGGGCCCAGGGUGAAAGUAGAGGAGGCAGGUCGCCAGGUGGACGCCAUGGUCCUGAGGAAGGCAGAGGAAGAUGGGAAUCUUCUGGAAUGUAUUUCUACCUUGGCUGAGGCAGAGAACUGCCCCAAGGGAAAGAAGUCUGGGCUAGGUCUCCUCAGAGGCUGGACCGCUGAGGGCCACCAGGGUGGCCUAUUGGAGCUGGUGGCACUCCUGGCUGCGCAAGAUAUGGUGGAAGCUGUGAGAGAGGAAGAAGCCAGCAGGUGGGGCAGUGGUGGAAGUGGUGGCCGGAAGUGUGACCAUAGCCAAGGUGGUUUAUCUGAGGUCCUGGCUUUCCUGGCCUCCCAGGAGAAUCUAGAAUCCAACGAGGAAUCGGACGAGGAUUCAGACACAGAGUCUGAGGGAGAUUCCGAGGACACUGACAGCGAAGAGUCCGAACCUGGUGACAGCGUGUCCAAGAAGCCGCGCGCCAAGAGAGCGCGCACAGGCUCCAAAGGCCUCCCACCGGCCGGCGCCACCGCGGUCUCCACCGCAUCCCGGGCACGCAAAGCCCGCAGGGGUGGCCGUGGUCGUGGCCGGGCUGUCACCCCAGAGAAGAAAACGGGGAGCGGGGUUUCAAUCGAGGACCAUGCGGGGAACAACAAUAACAAGAAGAAGAAGGGAUCCGCAGGACCCGGGGCCCGUGCCAGGGCUGGCGAGGCCAAGGGACAGCCAGCUGCUGUUCCCAAGUCUACCCGCGGAAAGAAAGCACGCAGGGGCCCAAGGCGGGCGCCCAAAUGCCGUUAGUGCCGCAGAUGUCACUACAAGCCCUGUCUCUUGUGUGUGAACUUCCCUCCCUACUUUCCUCCUAUUCUCUCUCCUCCCUGCAGCCCCCUCUCGCUUAACCGUGUGCGUUUGCUUUGUGCUCUGCUGCGUCCCUGGCUGGCUAUGGCCGUUGCCCAGCUUUCCCUCUCAGCUCUAUGAACAGAUGGCGAUGGCGCGAGCGAUCAUUAUGGCUGCAGCCUAGAUACAAGGAAAAAAGAGACAAGACACUCGGAUGCAGUGGCCAGUGGGUGCGAGGAGAAAUGGGCCCGAAGACACUGAGGGGUCUCUGCUCUACCGCUGGAGCCCCCCCUCCAUGCCUCCCGCGAAGUGACCGGUUCGUGGUACCUGGACCCUCUAGGAUGGAAAAGAAGUUCUGACCAGCCUCACACCCAGACUGUCCAGCUCCGGUGGGGACAUACAGAAACUGCAAGGGGUUUCUGUACCUCUUUGUACUCAGAGGCAGCCCCUCUCCUUGAUUCCCAGGACCAGUGGCAAUGAGGGGACAGAUGGAGAAGCAGGCCAGAGGGGCCUGUGGGCUGGAGAGGAAACCUCACUUCAUGUAGACUGAUGGACUUGGGGUCUAGUGGCUGGGGAGGGCCCCACAUGUCACUUUCCCUUGCAUAGUUAUAGGUACCUGUCCUUGUGUGCUGUGUGAUCCAGGAUCCUCAAAUGAAACAA
Molecule: messenger RNA, 3115 nt
Organism: Mus caroli (Ryukyu mouse)
Lineage: Eukaryota; Metazoa; Chordata; Mammalia; Rodentia; Muridae
Gene: Pnma8b
Product: PNMA family member 8B
Source: RefSeq, a predicted model, not a curated record